This is a messenger RNA of Protopolystoma xenopodis, 1008 nucleotides long. The record is from the annotation of a GenBank genome assembly. NCBI's taxonomy places the organism in Eukaryota, Metazoa, Platyhelminthes, Monogenea, Polystomatidea, Polystomatidae.
AGUGUGAUCCGCAGCAGUCUUCUUGAUCUGCCUCUUCCGGAGUCGGUCCAACUAGAGCUCUGUCGCCUCCUUAAUAAUCUCUGCGAUUUGCAAUUGCGUAAUCGCAUCGAGUUGAUAGUCCUCUUUGCCAAUAUUUUCGUCAGUGAAUUGCAAAAGGAUCAGCAGCAGCGUUAUCUUACCAUUAAGCAUUCCAACUUACCUUCAUCAGUGGCGGCUCGACGCACUCGAGAGUUCCGCUGCCCGCCGGAUAAGCAGAUGCGCUGUCUGCUUCGGCUGCCUGGUCCCAAUGGGCCUACGGGCCUUCUCCAUGAAGAAGGUGACGGUGGGGAUGAGGACGCUGGAGAAAUGGACGAAGUAGAGGAAUCCUUAGGACUCUCUAGAAGCAAUCCUUGUACUGAGGAAAUCAAAGAGCUUCUGCGCAACUUUCACCGAUGCCUGACGGAUCACUUUGGCGUUGUCCGACCCGAAGAGGAAGGCGAGACCGGGUCGCAAGAAGAGGCAGAUAGCUCGUCUCCUGGUGAAGACACUGUCUCUUUGUCUUCUUCUGACAGCGGUAUCGGCCGGUCUAUACGAGGCAGCAGCAUUGGCUCUGGCAUUGACUCUACUCGCAUCUCUACGGCCAGGCUUUUAAACCUAAGCCUUGCCCAGUGGAGUGCUGAAUUGGCUGCAAUCUCUGCAGACACCGAUGGUGACAUGAAUUCGGCAACAGGGCUGGCUGGUAUGGCUCGUGGCACCUUGAAUUCAUCGGGUACCAGUUGUCGCGACCCACUUAUGCCGCCUCAGCUGGCUGAAGCCAUUGCUAAGUUGCCGCUGCUACCGGACAGUGUCGGCAACCCAGAAGAGGGCAGCGGUGGCCCGCCACGUAUCUUGAAGGCUUUGUGGCAGGUGAUAGCCAAACCUUUGCGUAGCGCAGCUCGUGGUGAGAAGACGGGCCAUGGCCGGCUAGCCUUAAUGGCGGGAGAAGUGGGUGGGAUGGACGAAGAUGAGAAGUGCAAAAGUGAGUCAUAA